AUGGAAUCGUUAGCAUCAAAUCUUAUUCCAACCAAACAAUCGAUCGUUUCUUCAACAUCGAAACGAAAUAAACGUUCUGUAACAAUUUUACCUCCAACGCUCGCCACAACGAUAGAUAAAAAAACCAAAAAACCUUUCAUUUUAGAAUAUUCCGUUCAUUUGGCUUCUAAUAGGUUUAAUAGAGAACUCAAAUGUAUUUUUCCUCAAGUUGAAGAUAUUGAAAAAUGUCUCGUUAUACCAACUUUUCUAAAAUGUGAACAUGAUUUAGUUGGUAUUGGUGCUGUUAUAGAUCACGAAAAAGAUGAAAAGCUUGAAGUU
Messenger RNA from Funneliformis caledonium, 318 nucleotides. The record is from the annotation of a GenBank genome assembly. Lineage: Eukaryota; Fungi; Glomeromycota; Glomeromycetes; Glomerales; Glomeraceae.